AUGCCUCCGACGAAACGGAAACAUGCCGAGUCUGCUAGUUCCGAGUCCGAGUCUGACGGCGGCUUCUCCGAGGUUCCUCUCGACGAUGCUUACUCUGAGGAUGAAGUGGACAUCUCUUCUGCUCUGACCGGGAAACGUGCUAAGGUCACCCCGCGGGUCAACAGCAAAGGAGCGGAUGACGACGACGACGACUUGCAAGAGUUCAUCAGGGAGUCGAUAGCGAAACGGGACGUGAAGGAGGGCACCGAGAUGAUCAAGAAGACGAAAGGAAAGUCGAAAAUCGUCAAGGGCGAGGUUGGCGGAGGAAGUUUCCAAAGCAUGGGUCUAUAUCCCUGGCUCUUGCGAUCCCUGACCUUGCAGGGGUUCCGUAUACCUACACCCAUCCAACGUCUGGCUAUCCCUGCACUACUCUCCAGUCCUCCUCGCGACCUCGUUGGAAUGGCUCGGACAGGUUCUGGGAAGUCUCUUGCGUACAUGGUCCCUCUAGUACAACGUCUCGGAGGUCGGCAUUCCGGUACCUUCGGAGCUCGCGCUUUAAUUCUGCUUCCCGCUCGUGAACUUGCGCUGCAAAUUCUCAAGGUAGGAAAAGAGCUUGCGCGCGGGUGGCAUGCUGGCGAGGGCGACCACGCGGGCGAACACAAGGAUACGGAAGACGGGAAGAAGGGUCAAAGCCUGCGGUGGGGUCUUGUCGUCGGUGGUGAAAGCUUGGACGAACAAUUCGAGAUGAUCUCAAGUAAUCCCGACGUCAUAAUCGCCACGCCUGGUCGUCUGCUUCACCUCAUCGUCGAGAUGAACCUUGACCUCAAGUCGAUAGAGUAUGUCGUGUUUGACGAAGCCGAUCGCCUGUUCGAGAUGGGCUUCCAGACCGCCCUCUCCGAAAUUCUGCACCGUCUUCCCCUCACCCGACAGACGCUCCUGUUCUCUGCAACACUCCCGAAGUCACUCGUUGAGUUCGCAAAGGCUGGUCUCCAAAACCCCAAGCUGGUACGACUCGAUGCGGAGACAAAAAUCAGCUCCGACCUCCGGAUGGCCUUCUUCUCUGUCAAGCAAGCUGAGAAGGACGCAUGUUUACUCGUGCUUCUCCGCGACGUAAUCGGCGUCCCCUACGGCAGCACUGUGCCUGAGGUCGACGAGGCGUCUGAACAUAGGAAGGGCAAAGGCAAGGCGAAAAAGUACUCCGAGCACGCGAUCGCCCCACACCAAACGCUCGUCUUCGCCGCCACAAAGCAUCACGUCGAAUACCUCACCAAUCUGCUCAGCACCGCCGGCUACGCGGUCUCGCACAUCUACGGCACGCUCGAUCAGACCGCUCGCAGCGAACAGAUGGACAACUUUCGCCGCGGGCGCACGAGCAUCCUCGUGGUCACGGACGUCGCCGCCCGCGGUAUCGACAUCCCUGUCCUCGAGAACGUCGUCAAUUACGAUUUCCCGUCGGGGGCCCGCGUGUUCAUCCAUCGUGUCGGGCGUACCGCCCGUGCAGGCCGCCAGGGCUGGGCUUGGAAUUUCGUCAUGGCCGCAGAGCUGCCGUACCUGCUCGACCUGCAGCUCUUCCUCGGGCGCCCCGUGAAGAGCGACGUCACGGGGACCAGCGAUCAGGCGUACACCGAGUCUCUCAUCCUCGGCCCGUUCGAGCGCGACAAGGUCGACGAGGAGGCGGAGUACGUCCGAAAGCUCUACGAUGAAAACCACAACCUGAACAUGCUCCGCGACGUCAUGCGCAAGGGCCACGGCAUGUACGAGCGCAGCAAGGGCAAGGCGAGCCCCGUGAGCUACCAGAAGACCAAGACGAUGCUCAAGGAGAGCCGCUGGGGGUACGCAGGCACGGAGUCCACCACGCACCCUGUAUUCUUCCGGCGCAACCCCGAUGCGGCGGUAAAACUCGCCGAGGACGCGCGGCGGCGGGCGCUGCUCAAGGUCGUCGACUCCUUCCGUCCGGUGGAGACUACCCUGGAGAUUGGCGCGAAGGGAAACUCCGAGAUUGCACAACUGAUGAAGCAGCGGCGCAAGGCCCUGAGCAAGGCGGCGCAACGUGCUACCUUGGCGUCAACGUCCGCCGCGGCGAUGGUAGAGGACGAAGAUGCUGGCGACGCGGAGCACGGGAGCGACGAGGAGGCGCCGGAAAUGGCAGACGAGGCCGACAUUAUGGCUGUGUUUGACAUGACGGCCAAGAAGGCGCGGGGCUCGAAGUUCCGUGACUCCGAGUUUUACAUGUCACACUACCAGAAGGACGCCGACACAGAGAAGGGGUACUCACUCCGCGACGGCGCUAGCUUCGUCGAGCAGGCCCAGAACGUCGCGUUUGACUUGGCCGGCGACGACGGGCGUUCGCAGGAGCGCGCACGGCGCGAGAUGAAGUGGGACAAGAAAAAGAAGAAGUUCGUCAAGGGCACCGGUGAGGGCGCGGACAACGUGAAGAUGGUCAAGACGGAGAGCGGCGCCAAGCUGCCCGCGACGUACCGGAGCGGGCGCUUCGACGAGUGGAAGCAGCAGCACCGGGUCAGCAUUCCCCGGGUCGGUGAAGCAGAGGAAGAGGGCCCGCGGAGGGGCGGCGGCGGUCCUGGCGGCCGGAAGUACCGCCACAAACAGGUCGUUGCUGCGAAACCCCUGGAUAAGUUCCGCACCGACUACGAGAAAAAGACCAAGAAGUUCAAGAGCUCCGAGCAGGAAGGUGGCGGAGAUGGGCCCUCGAGGGGCGGUUCUUCGCGGCCUCCCCCGGGGAGGAAGGGUCCCCGGUUCGGCGGCAAGCCAAUGGGCAAGGUCAAGAACGAGCUCAAAACGGUGGAUCAGAUCCGGAAGUCGCGCAAGGUCGCAGAGCAGAAAAAGGCCAAGAACGCGCGUGCACCGCCCCGCGGAAAGGGCAGGCGGCGAUAG
Molecule: messenger RNA, 2871 nt
Organism: Trametes versicolor FP-101664 SS1
Lineage: Eukaryota; Fungi; Basidiomycota; Agaricomycetes; Polyporales; Polyporaceae
Product: DEAD-domain-containing protein
Exons: 5
Coding region: 1-2871 (956 amino acids)
Cellular component (GO): nucleus
Molecular function (GO): RNA helicase activity; ATP binding; RNA binding
Source: RefSeq, a predicted model, not a curated record